Messenger RNA from Zea mays, 2833 nucleotides. Its product is annotated as putative C3HC zinc finger-like family protein. NCBI's taxonomy places the organism in Eukaryota, Viridiplantae, Streptophyta, Magnoliopsida, Poales, Poaceae. Gene Ontology annotation, molecular function: zinc ion binding. The transcript is spliced from 7 exons. The record is from RefSeq and is a predicted model, not a curated record. Gene Ontology annotation, cellular component: nucleus. Bases 189 to 2378 code for a protein of 729 amino acids.
GCCUGCAGCUGAUGCAUUAUGCAUAGUGUAUUCAAACAUGGGCACAUGGCCUAUAAUACUAGCGGGAACACAAAGGCCAACUAACUACGACGCGAGAACGGUCUAUCAGUUUCAGAGCCCAAGAGUCCAAGACCAGGUGGUACGUUAACCGUUUGUCUGGCCCAGGUGCGGCCCUUUUCCUGAGUGUAAUGGCAGGCAGCAUUGAGCUGCAACUGCAACAGCUUGGAAGCAGUAAGCACGCAUCGCCGCCCCCCAUCUCCCCCGCACCGCGCACCUCUAUGGCCGCCGGCGAAGGCGGAGGUGGGGACAUCGGCGCCGACUCGGAGCGGCGCCUGCAAAAGGCUAUGGAUAAGCUCUACCACUUCCCCAAGCCCAAGUCGAGUAGCACCGGUGGCUCCAAGCCCUCUUCGUCGACCUCGGCUCCAAGCUCCGGGAGAGCGGUGGGGAAGGCAGCGGCGGAGGCAGCGAGGAGGUUCGGGGUGGUGCGCGGGUCGCGACUCCCGCAUCAGAUGUUGGCCAUGGCAGCGAUCUCGCCGCCACCGCCGUGCCGCCCCUGGGACCGCGCCGACCUCAUGCGUCGUCUCGGGUCAUUCAAAGCCAUGACCUGGUUCGCCAAGCCCAAGGUUAUUAGUCCCGUUAACUGUGCAAGAAGAGGAUGGACUAACAUUGAGCCGGAUGUUAUAACAUGUGAAGCUUGUGGGGCACGACUCCUGUUCUCCACUCCUUCCUCAUGGACAACACAGCAAGUUGAAAAGGCUGCUGCUGUUUUCAGCCUGAAGCUGGACUCUGGACAUAAACUACUUUGCCCGUGGAUUGAUAACAUAUGUGAUGAAUCACUUGCUUUAUUUCCACCAACACCUCCUCCUGUUUUAGUUGGGAACUACUAUGAGCUUUUGUCCUCUCUGCUGCGACUUUUAGCACUCCCAAGAAUUUCCUGCUCUUCUCUUGAGACCAUGAAAAAGAGGAAUCCACAGCUAGAGCAGUUCCUAUCAGAACCAUUCUCUUCAUCAGUUGUUCUCAAAGGGGGACUUAUGCUUACUGAGGACUCUACAAUUAAGGAUUUGGAUGAUGCUUUUCAAGAUGCUGACACAUAUUAUCAGCAGGCACUUAAGAUAAUAAGUUUGUGUGGAUGGGAACCCAGACUACUUCCUUAUGCUGUUGACUGUGGAACUGAGUUUCACUCCGAUGCAAACUCUACCUCUAAAUUGGCUCAACCAGAGCAAUCAAGUAAGACAAUGGAGGAUCGGGUAAUACUUUACUCGCCUGAUGGUGCUCGACCAUCUGUUGAUGUUAAUCAAGAAGAUCAGCAUUAUGAUCCACUAUCAGUUGUUUUAGAUUGCCAGUUUUGUGGUGCAUGUGUUGCCUUGUGGCCUUUUUCUCUUGUGCAACGACCUCUUCAACUCUUUAAGCUGAUUUCAGAUUCUAAUAGACAAGAUGACCAGGAUAAUGGACAUGCCAACAUAGUGAGUGGAGUAGGACAUUCAAAGGAUGCCAACAUUAGUUUUAACUUCACUAUUGCUGGGGGUCCUCCACCAACUAGACAAAGUUUCCGACCAAAAGUUUCAUUUCCUGUCGUUAGUCGACAUUUGAAAGCUGAUUUGAACUCCCGUGUGAAUUUGCUUUCCUCCAGAAGUGAUUGCUACAUGGUUCCUGUUGCUUCGCAUGCUUCAGGUUCCAUGAAACGUAAAAGAAGCACAGAUGAGCCUCAUUUGUUGGAAGGUGAUGCCGAUGAUGUUGAUACAUCCACCAUAGGGGCAAAUCAUGACCAGCCAGGAGAAAAUUCUGAAAAGAGCAUAUCAAACUUAGUAGUGAGCACUGAACAGAAACAAGAUGGUUCACAUUCCAAUGCAGCUAAGGAUACUGAAUUGGAUGAAGCUUCCAAUGAAACACAACCAGAAACAGGUUCUCCAUUAAGAAAAAGUAUAACAAGCACAUAUGCAGAUGCUGAUCAACAUGGAUUGGAACCUAGAUUUUGCUCAGUCCAGGGUACGAAUGAAGAACCUUCUGGUGGAGUGACCCUGACAGAGAUGCAUGCAAACAAUUCCAGGUCAACUGAGGUCAGCACAAUCACAGAAUCAUUAGUUAACAGGGAAAAAGAAAAACAAGGGCUGUAUGACAGAAUGAAUGAGUUUGAUCCUAUCAAGCAGCACCGGACGUUCUGCCCUUGGACUUCCCCUGAUUACGGCGAACCCUUGCCUGGAUGGAGGCUUACUCUCUCGGCAUUACUUGCUGGGGACAAGAGAUCUGAUGGGGACUUGCAAGUGGAUAUUCAGACCAGCCUUCUCGAUGAGGAGGAUGACCCUCUUACCUCUGUUAGGAAGCUUUUCAUGACACCACCUCCGAAAAGGCGGAGGAUACAGCAAUCUGAAAAGAGCUGAGAAGCGAACUGGAUCCACAUGUUGGGAAAGCUGGGGUCAAACUCAUACGGUUGGACAAUAUCAUGGGGCAGAUCCAGAAUGCCAUAUGAAUUGAAUAUUGGAACUGGAAAUGUUUACGCUGCACAUCUGUGCGAUGUACAAAUUCUUGAGGCAGCAGCUGGGAAAAUGAUUUAUGACAUGGUUAAUUGUUCCAGGACGAUACUGCUGCUGUAGAAGCCAUUGUUGUGGUGGUUAAGGAAUGUAGAAGUUGGGUUACCUCUUCCCCAUUUGAAACCACCUGAGCAUAUACACCGUGAUUUCGUAGCUUAGUAAUGUUGUCAACUUGUUAUAUUGCAUUCUUUAUAUUGCUGUACGAUCACCUGUUAACUGUUAAACCCUCGGGGAAUUUUGAUUGGCAAGAGCGAAUUCGUUUGACGCCUUUGCUGGCUGACUUACCUGUAAUAACUGCUUAAAGA